AUGGGCGACGCCGCUGCGGAACAAUUCUCCUUCUCCGAUUGGAUCUUGGUGGAUCCAUCGAACGCCAUGGCCGCCGCCGACGACGACGACGCGGCUAGCCCCGCAGGCUGCGGCGACGAGAACGCCCGCAGCGUCCUUCUCGACGUCAAAGCCUACAGCGGCGCCAGCAAGAACGCCUCCACCGCCAGAUCAAAGACGAGCUCCGGCCAUACCAUCGAGGUGACUUUCUGCACCGUGCCCCCGCCUGCCCUCUCCCACAUCUCCGUGCACUGCCCCGGUCUGCAGCUACCACCAGACGAUCUGAGCCUGUCGCCCUGCGCUGUCGCUGUCGCCGCCGCCGCCGACCUCGUCGUCCUCCGGGUCCCCGUUAACACUCUGGGCAAGGAUUACUUCCAGUACAACGACUACUUCGUCUACAGGGCGCACCGUCAGGACCCGAAACUGGAUCUGCUCCCGAACCCGUGGCCCUAUUGCUUCGGAGACCAAGAGAUCGCCAUACUUAGCCGCGGCGCGGUAACCGCCGACGGCGACGACAAUCAGUACGUCGUUGCCGCCCUCAAGAUCAUCCCUUCUUUCACGCUGCACCUGUACCGCUCCAAACCUUGCGGCGAGACGGGGAGCUGGACGGUCCAGCCGGUUUCCGUGGAGACGCCGCUGCGUGACAGCGUGUGCCCGAUCCCAGACACGGCGAAGAGGCACUUCUACCACGCGACGAGCAACGUGAUCACGCUUGGAGGCGCGAACGGCACGGUGGGCUGGGUCGAUCUCUGGCGCGGCAUCCUCCUCUGCGACGUCCUCGAGGAGCGUCCCAAGCUGCGUGACGUGCCGCUGCCGCUGCCGGCCAAGGGCAACUGGGAAGGUUCCUCAAUGACGGCGAGCGCUUUGUCCGGGACAUCACCGUCAGCCAGCACAAGGAGUGCAUCAAUGGUGAAGAACACCGUGUCCUCCCCUGAACCUGCCACGUAUCUUGAAUGGGUGCGCCGCAAGGACUGCCUGCCUCCGCCGACGCGCUCCGUGGUCCCUGGUUGGUGGAAGGCCAUGCCUAUCCCGGUCACUUCAUGGGAGGACUGGCACACUGAAUGCACCGCCGAAUCGCAUGAAUUCGACGUCGGUGACGGUGACCCAAGGAACUGUGAGCUGCUGCAAGAGCUUAUGAGCAGCAGCGGUGGUGACUGUGAUGAGGAGGAGGCCAAAGAAGCAGCUUUGUCCCCGAGUCCUGCAUAUGGGUUACCCCGCCUUGAGCAUCGACGACGAUGCUGUAUAAAUCAGCAUAAGCGGCUUAACAAGACGGAUGUUGUUUACCUGUCGUGCAAGGCUGCCAGCAGGGGUCUGAUGGGGUUAGUGGCUGCUGUUGACGUGAGGAAGAAGGAGCUGCGAGUGGCCAAGCUUGACAUCGAAAGGAACACCUGCUUCAUGCGUACCUACAUUGCCACUGAGAUCUCCAAGUAUCUCUGA
Miscanthus lutarioriparius is the source of this 1455-nucleotide messenger RNA. The record is from the annotation of a GenBank genome assembly. NCBI's taxonomy places the organism in Eukaryota, Viridiplantae, Streptophyta, Magnoliopsida, Poales, Poaceae.